UUGCCCGUUGGCGGUUAAAAUCUUUACAGUCGGCUAAUAGUAGAUAUAAUAAGGCAGAGCUAAAUUUUCUUGAUUUAUUUUAUACCGAUUAUCUGAUUGAUCUGUUUCUGAUACAGAUUUAGGAAUAGUAGUGAAGUAAUACUAUUAAUGUUUUGAAUGUGUUCACUAUUUCGGCCCGAACAAAUCAUCAGCCUGGAAACUUCGGAAGAUUUACGAAACCCAUGAUCAAGUUGGAACGUCUUCUGGGCCAUCACGGGCAUAAUACUUCUUUUAAAUAAGUUCAUGAAGAUCUGUAAAUGGGCCUUUCAACAAGAUGCGGUUGUUGAUAGAGGAUCAACAUGGCUUUUGAAAUUAAUGCAGUUGCUGUCAAUUCCAUUCAGUCCCAACGAAAUCCGAAUCGAUAGACCUGGUGGCGGUGGAAAUACCAUACCGCUAGCAGAUGGCUGCAAGAAAAGAGUGGGUUUCAUCUCUGCCUAUAUUCCCAGCGAGACAGACUUCAACCCACCAACAAAAGAGCUCGAAGAAACUGUAAUAAGAUACAGAGGUAAGAGAACUCCUAUUAUUAUUGGUUGUGAUGCAAACUCACAUCAUGUGGCGUGGGGUAGCACUAACACUAACAAAAAAGGAGAACUACUGAUAGAGUUUAUUGCAAGUAAUAAUCUUGAGAUCAUGAACAUUGGGAAUGUCAACACCUUUGUCACAAAAUCAAGGCAGGAAGUACUAGACAUCACAUUAGCUACUGAAGAUAUUUUUCACUAUGUCAAGGAAUGGAGGGUUGAUCAAGAUGAUUCGUUUUCAGAUCAUCGUAGAAUAAUCUUCCAUAUAGAUUGCAUAGUAGAAAAAGCUCUUUUUAGGAACGCAAGGAAGACGGAUUGGGGAAAAUUUGCUUCAAUAGUUAGCAAACACUCAUCAAACCGUUUCUGCUAUAGUAAUUUGGAAGAACUAGAAGAAGGAGCGAGAGAACUGGAAAGAGUUCUCUCAGACGCCUAUAAUAUCGCGUGUCCACUACGGGAGAUAAUGCCAGGGAAAGGCAAACCUUGGUGGAGUAAAGAAUUAAAUAAGAUAAGAAAAAAAGCCCGCAGAGCUCUCAGAGUUGCACUCAAAAAAGACAACGAUGACAGCUGGCGAGCUUACAGGGAAAUUAGAACAGAAUUCCGCAAUAAGUGCAGGAAAGAAGAUAGAAAUGGCUGGCAUUCUUACUGUGACGGAAUAACAGACUACUCAGGGGCCGCACGGCUGAUGAGGGUGCUAGCAAAGGAUAGAACUUGUAAACUUGGUAGUAUCACUAUAGACAAUGAACUAGUAUAUGAUCCAAAACGGGUUCUGUGCGAAAUGAUGAGAACACAUUUUCCCGGGUGUCAGGAAAUAAGUAAGGAAAAAGUGAGGUGCUCUAACACGUUUGUUGACUGGUCAACAGCAGUGAACAUCAUGACCGAAGAACAAUUAGAAUGGAGCAUAAACUCAUUUGCGCCAUAUAAGUCAGCAGGACCGGAUGGCAUACUUCCGAAAAUGCUGCAAACAGCAUACAAAUAUAUAAGUAAUUCACUAUUAGCACUCUUUAGAGCCAGUUUGGCAAGCGGACAUCUACCUCUAAACUGGUGCAAAGUCAAAGCGAUAUUUAUCCCGAAGCCAGCGAAGGGAACCUAUCAAGAAGCAAAAUCUUUUAGAUGCAUAAGUCUAUCAUCUUUCAUAUUAGAUUUUUAUUUUAUUCUUAAGCCUUGGAAAAGAUAAUAGAUGGACAUAUAAGGACUAAACUAGAGUCGAGCGUCCUGCCACUACACGAUAAUCAGCACGCCUAUAUGGCAGGUAAAUCAACUGAAACAGCUCUUCACAAUCUAGUGGUGAAGAUAGAAAGAUCAUUCAAUAAUAAAGAAUUAGCACUUAGAUGCUUUUUCGAUGUGGAGGGAGCAUUCGAUCAAGCGAAUCGAAAAGCUAUAGAACACUCUUGAACGAGAUGGAAUAGAGAAAUUAGUACAAUGCUGAGUCAUGAACAUGCUAAAGCAUCGCACGAUAUCGGCUGAAAUAGGUAAAGAGACGAUCACCAUAAAAUCGAACAGAGGCUUUCCUCAGGGUGGAUGCCUAUCGCCUCUAUUAUGGUGCCUCUUAUUAGACUCAUUGGUUAAAAAAAUCAAUGAAAUGAAGAUAUACAUGCAGGCCUACUCCGAUGACGGGGUACUCCUAGUCGCAGGGAAAGACCUUAACACAGUGAUGACCAUCAUGAAGACUGGUAUAAAGACUACGUUAACAUGGUGUCGGGAUAAAGGACUUAAUCUUAAUCCUACGAAAAACGAAACUAGUACUUUUUACCAAACGAAGGAAAAUAACACACCUGACACCAAUUGUAAUUGAAGGUGUGGAGCUAGAAAUAAUUAAAGAAAUAAAAUACUUAGGGGUUAUACUUGAUCAACACCCUAAAAUUUAGUACGCAUAUACGUGAACAAUGCAACUAGGCUAAAGUAACACUCAUACAGUGUAGAAGAGCUGUGGGCAGAGUCUGGGGUAUGAGGCCGCAUAUAAUGAAAUGGAUAUAUACGGCGAUUAUACUUCCUAGAAUUCUGUACGCUGCAAUAAUAUGGUGGAACAAAGCUGAAGUUAAAACAAACUGUAAGGGCCGGCGCUCAUAUGGCGGAGCGCAGCGCAGCGCAUGCCCGCGAAUUUUUCUAAACGAGUGACACAUUACGCGAAUUUCUACCAGAGAAUGCGCGAGUAUCCGCGCGGAUGCACGAGUAUGCGCAUACUCGACUCACUGUCGUCAUUCGUAUUGCAAUUUUUCGAGAGUGUAAACGUGUACAUCCGUGAAUAAAAUGAUGGAUUGGGACGUGCUUUUGAUUAAAUUACUUGCAGAAGAAGAAGAAGAGGAAUUUAUAAAGAGAAGAAUAAUUGUAGAGAGAAGAAAAAGAAGAUUUUGGGUAAAUAAAAUUUGGCAGUCAAGAUGUGUAGAUGGUGAAUUUCAUAAAUUGUGUAUUCAUUUGAAAGGCGUAAAAUUUUAUGACUAUUAUAAAAUGGAUUAUCAAAAAUUAAAAAAAUUAGUCGAUCUUAUACGCCCGCAUGUCGAAAAAAGAAAAUCUAAAUUUCGUUCUACCAUUUCGAUUGAAGAGAGACUAACUGUAUGUCUAAGAUUCUUAACAACAGGUACCAGUUUCAAAGCUCUGUCUUUCAAUUACCGCAUGGGAUAUAGUACUAUACGAUCAAUCGUUCAUGAAACGUGUGCAGCUAUCUGGAAAAUACUCAGACCUAUAGUUAUGCCUAAACCUACGGAGGUGUUAUGGAAAGCUGUUGAGGAAGAUUUUAAAAAUAUUUGGAACUUCCCAAAUUGCAUUGGCGCUAUCGACGGCAAGCACAUUCGAAUAAGGGCACCUAUAAAAAGCGGAAGUCAGUAUUUUAAUUAUAAAAAGUUUUUCAGUACAGUGCUUCUAGCCGUUGUAGAUGCAAAGUAUAGAUUUGUAAUUGUUGAUAUUGGUGCGUAUGGGCGCAACAGUGAUGGUGGUAUAAUGUCUCAUUCUAAAUUGGGUCAAAAAAUGCAAGGAAACAGGCUAAAUAUACCACGAAAUAAAACUUUGCCUGGAACAAACCAAGUUUUACCGCACGUAUUUGUAGCAGACGAAGCCUUUGCCUUGACGGAGAACAUAAUGCGCCCAUAUCCCGGAAACCAAAUUGAAGGAGACCGGAAGAAAAAAAUGUUUAACUAUAGAUUAAGUCGAGCUCGACGUAUGGUAGAAAGUGCUUUUGGAAUUUUAAGGCAGAAAUUUGAAAUUUUCGAUAUAAGUCUAAGAAUACAGCCUAAAUAUUUAGAUAACAUAAUACUAGCUUGUACAUGUUUGCACAAUUAUAUAAUAGACGGCGAAAAUUUAAGAUACGAGGAUGUGAUAAAUAACUCAUCAAACAGCACAAUUUUUGAAAAUAUCAACGAUAUAUCUCAUGACGAAGAUAGUGCUUUGUUACCAAGGACUACACGAGAAAAAUUUAAGGAUUAUUUUUCAGAAGAAGGGUGUGUUAACUGGCAAAAUGAUAUCAUAGAUCGAUGUUAAUACUCGUUUAAAUGUAAUAGUAGUUUAAAAAUAGUAAAACAUGCAAUUUUAAAUUUUUUUAAUGAUGUUUUUACCUACCUGUUUUCCCUGUUUCGGCAGAAAUUUUUUCCCACGCAUUUCUUUUCAUAAGCUUAUCACUGUAAUUGUGUGACUCGACAUUAUACAAACAACCAUAAGCUUGAAUUAGUAAAAUCAAUUUUUCGUCGUCCAUAUUUUUUAUCACUGCAACGCAUUCACUAAAAAAAGUACUGUACGACACGAGUGUUGACAACAAA
This is a messenger RNA of Pararge aegeria (speckled wood butterfly), 4303 nucleotides long. RefSeq names its product protein ANTAGONIST OF LIKE HETEROCHROMATIN PROTEIN 1-like. The transcript has 4 exons. The record is from RefSeq and is a predicted model, not a curated record. The coding region runs from base 2805 to 4028 and encodes 407 amino acids. NCBI's taxonomy places the organism in Eukaryota, Metazoa, Arthropoda, Insecta, Lepidoptera, Nymphalidae. Gene Ontology annotation, molecular function: catalytic activity.